Molecule: messenger RNA, 5972 nt
Organism: Equus caballus (horse)
Lineage: Eukaryota; Metazoa; Chordata; Mammalia; Perissodactyla; Equidae
Gene: PDE1A
Product: phosphodiesterase 1A
Biological process (GO): signal transduction
Cellular component (GO): neuronal cell body
Molecular function (GO): calmodulin-activated 3',5'-cyclic-GMP phosphodiesterase activity
Source: RefSeq, a predicted model, not a curated record
UUGUAAAUUCUUUGUUUAUUUAUAACUUUAUAUAAUAAAUGUAUAUUUUUUGGAGUAUUGGGCAUCAUAACAUCUGUGCUAGUUCCUUUGCAAGAAGCAGGCUAAUCAUAUUUAGAAAUAGCACAACGGUACUAUUAAAGCUGGAAAGGAACAUAGAAUUCAAUUAAUACUAUAACUUCAUUUUACAAACAAGGAAACUGGGGCUCAGAUAGGUCAAGAAAUUUUCCCACAAUGGCCCAGCAUAUUUGUGAUAGAACUAGGACUAGAACGCAUUUAUUUUAUUUUUAGUUCAAAGCUCUCUCAGACUCAUUCCAUUUUCUAGUGGGGAUUAGAACUGUUCAAUAAAAUCAGUGAUUUUUUUGUAAUCCUCUUCUCCUUCCUUGUCUCUCCUCUGGGAAGAAAAUAAAAAGGUGUUCUCGCUCCUGUGGAAGUGUUCAGAGGGUGUUAAGAACUGCAAAUUGCAGCCAUAUAGAUCAUGUCUCCCUCUGUGGCAUUGAUCCUUAUUUUUAUGGAGCAUUCAACUAAAGACGUGUAUGUUUCUGUCCCCCCCCCCCUUUUAUUACAUGUCUAUUUUUAAAACAUUUUACUCAUGCUUUGAAAUGAUUUAUUUUAUUACAUACCCAACCUCUGACCUGAAAUCUCAUCACAUUAUUGAUUGAGUAGGAGUUUUAUUAGUGGUUCAGAUAGAGGAAUGUCUCCAAAAUAAGUUAUAUUAAAAUAUGAGGAUUUGCCUUAUCUGUAACCAGAACAAGAGUUCCUGCAGUGUGAGUCUAAGUCUUCCAAAUAAAACACUUUUUAAUGUCAUUUAUUUUCAGCUGUUCACAACUUCUCUCUUCUACCUACUUUUCUUUCUUUUUAUUUUUAUAAAUUCAAAUUUGAUCAUACAAUAUAAAAACCUUAGGUUCCCAAGGAGAUUUGGAGACUUUUUAAAAAAGAGUUUGUGUAUGUGCGUGUGUUUCCCUGUUUUUUUUUGCAGUGUCCCCCCCUUAGUUGGAAAGCCACACUUGGGUACAGACAUCUGGGUACAAUGUCGCUGAUAGAAUUGAGCAAUUUUUGUUUUUCUAACUUAGUAGUUCUGGCCAGCUUUGCAUGCGCUUCUAUCAGUUGAAAUAGCAUCUUCAACUUUAGCCAAGUGUAGGUUAUUAGGUUAUGAGUGCCAAAAAUGAUGAGUUGUUUCCACACUUCAUCCAGUGAGAAUAAAAGCAAGAUUGUAAAAUAAUUAUAAUCUCUUGAAGCAGAGCCAGCCACGCAGCCUGAAGCCCAUCUUUCUUCAUUAAUUUGUAUACAGUUCUUAUUUUAACAGAACAAACUUUCAGAGGGUACUCACAUGGGACUACUGAACCAGCUGUACAACUUUUAUUUUGAAGAAAAAAGUUGAGCCUCAGAACAGGCUGUUUUAAAGACAGGGAGGGACUUAGCUUUUCCGAGCUUGACCAGCAUGUGGAAGGAGAGCUCUCAUGGCUGUAAUAACUUAGGAAGCUCCUACCUGGGUGACACUGGGGGAGGAAGUUUUCUGUUUGUUUUGUUUUGUUUCUGAGGGUCUCGUGCACUUCGCUUUCCUGUGUCAACGUGACUCUUGGUGGUUUUUGCACACCCUGCUCUGUGGGGGAGUGCCCCAACGUGCCUGUCUUAUGUGGCCUCUAUGGACACACUGCUCAGCUGGCAGAGAGCAGGGAAGUUUUCUCCCAGCACCCAAAAAGAGAAAGAGGAAACUACUUUUUCCUUCUGGACUUCUUGCAGCACAAUAGAUCAGAAUAAGCUUCCACGUUCUCUCCCUGGAUUUCUGGAGUGGUUUCCAGGAAGAAGUUAAACCUUCACCUUAAAUGGAUGACCAUGUCACAAUCAGGAAGAAACAUCUCCAAAGACCCAUCUUUAGACUAAGAUGCCUAGUGAAGCAGCUGGAAAAAGGUGAUGUUAACAUCGUAGACUUAAAGAAGAAUAUUGAAUAUGCAGCAUCUGUGUUGGAAGCAGUUUAUAUCGAUGAAACAAGAAGACUGCUGGACACCGAAGAUGAGCUCAGUGACAUUCAGACGGAUUCAGUCCCGUCGGAAGUCCGGGAUUGGUUGGCAUCUACCUUUACACGGAAAAUGGGGAUGAAGAAAAAGAAAUCUGAGGAAAAACCUAAAUUUCGGAGCAUUGUGCAUGCUGUUCAAGCUGGAAUUUUUGUGGAAAGGAUGUACAGAAAGUCCUAUCAUGUGGUUGGUUUGGCAUAUCCAGAAGCUGUCAUCGUAACAUUAAAGGAUGUUGAUAAAUGGUCUUUUGAUGUAUUUGCCUUAAAUGAAGCAAGUGGAGAACAUAGUCUGAAGUUUAUAAUUUAUGAACUGUUUACCAGAUACGAUCUUAUCAACCGUUUCAAGAUUCCUGUCUCUUGCCUAAUUGCCUUUGCCGAAGCUUUAGAAGUUGGUUACAGCAAGUACAAAAACCCUUAUCACAACUUGAUUCACGCAGCUGACGUCACUCAAACUGUGCAUUAUAUAAUGCUUCAUACAGGUAUCAUGCACUGGCUCACUGAACUGGAAAUUUUAGCAAUGGUCUUUGCCGCUGCCAUUCAUGAUUACGAGCAUACAGGAACCACAAACAACUUUCAUAUUCAGACAAGGUCAGAUGUUGCCAUUUUGUAUAACGAUCGCUCUGUCCUUGAGAAUCACCAUGUGAGUGCAGCUUAUCGACUUAUGCAAGAAGAAGAAAUGAAUGUCUUGAUAAAUUUAUCCAAAGAUGACUGGAGGGAUCUUCGGAACCUAGUGAUUGAAAUGGUUUUGUCAACAGACAUGUCGGGGCACUUCCAGCAAAUUAAAAAUAUAAGAAACAGUUUGCAGCAGCCUGAAGGGAUUGACAGAGCCAAAACCAUGUCCCUGAUUCUCCAUGCAGCAGACAUCAGCCACCCAGCCAAGUCCUGGCAGCUGCACUACCGGUGGACCAUGGCCCUGAUGGAGGAGUUUUUCCUACAGGGAGAUAAAGAAGCUGAAUUAGGGCUUCCAUUUUCCCCACUUUGUGAUCGGAAGUCAACGAUGGUGGCCCAGUCACAAAUAGGUUUCAUUGAUUUCAUUGUAGAGCCAACGUUUUCUCUUCUGACAGACUCAACAGAGAAAAUUAUUAUUCCUCUUAUAGAGGAAGACUCAAAAACUGAAAAUCCUUCCUAUGGAGCAAGCAGACGAUCAAAUAUAAAAGGCACCAUGAACGAUGGAACCUACUCCCCAGACUACUCCCUGGCAUGCGUGGACCUGAAGAGCUUCAAAAACAACCUGGUGGACAUCAUCCAGCAGAACAAAGAGAGGUGGAAAGAGUUAGCUGCACAAGGUGAGUCUGACCUUCAUAAAAACUCAGAAGAUCUAGCAAAUGCCGAAGAAAAACAUGCUGAUAUACAUUCAUAAGUUUGAAACACCCUAAAGGCUUCUGUCAUUUUCAACAUGAGAGGAUACUGAGAACAGCACUAAAACAUCCUAAAUCUUCAACUUUCCACAAAGCUAUAUUCUCCUCUUUCAAUGCACUCUUGGAUCAGGCCAUUUUCUGGACUCCUAUGUAAGGAAUUAAUAAAAGGAAUGUAAAUUCUGAGCUGGUAACUCUGGCCAAAUAAAUAUACUCGAAGUUGCUAUCAGAGUUUUUGACCAGUGCUUCUGCCAUUGUUUUUCCUUCACAGUUUGGCCUUCUUCAAUCAAGCCAGAGAAAUUUUUAAGACGAAAGUUGGACAGUUUUACAUUUUCAUCACUUUGAACCCAGUUAGCGUGUAGGUGACUAUGUAAUACAUAUGUAAAAGAUGAGGCUUUUAAAAACAAUUUGCUUUCUUGCAUUGUUUUACACAGAGUGCUGUAGCUACAAAUUUUUCAAGGUCUUAAGUAAAAGAAAAGCAUAAACAAAAUCAUGGAAAAAAUAUUUUUUUACAGCUCUGAGGAACAGGCUAUUUAGAUUGUCCUUGUUAUAUUAAAUACAUGGGAAGAAAAUUAAAGGUGGGGCCAUUCGGAAGCUGUGGUUGAAGUCCUAUGACGACAAUGGAGCAUCCUAGCCUUGUGACCUGAUGAACGUUUCAUUGUAUCUCUCAAGCUGGGAAACCUCCGUGAAAGCUGUCCCUGAACCCAGUGGACCAGCCUGCAUCCAUCUCCAUGGUUUCAAAGCCGUAAGGCAUCACCCACACGGGCAUAGUCACAAUGCAAGUCACACGGUACCUACAAUCCUAGAGAAUAAGAACCUGCAGCCAUCGUUGGAGAUAGACACUGGAUCUGAGAAUGGAAUUGGCCUUCUGGGGCUGUUGGUCCCAUUAAGAUGUAACAAAAUAUAUUACACGCCAAGGGAUAAGUGACAAGAACUGUGUGUGUGUGCGUAUGUGUGUAUUCGAACCUAUCUAUGAAGAUGGAAGCCCACACUUUUCUGUACAGAAUACACUACUUGACAUGACUUUGCAACGCUGCCGCACAGAAACGACCUGCACCCUGUGGACGCUCUGCUUCCAUGUGUGUCCCUGAGCAUGUGCAAGGCUGUCCUUUGCUCCAAACUGAAGAACUACCUUUAUCCGUUAUUAGCUGACAAGAAAAGUCAAGUACAAUUAGGUGUUGUAACUUUUCACUGUAUAAACACUUCAGUGAUUGUGAGACUAAGUGAAUUUGGUUUUGUGAAAGGUAGAAAUUGGAUGGAAAAAAUCAAGAGGAGCCAUCAGUUAAAGAAUAAAGUGAAGGAGGCAUGUUCAUUCUAACGAGUUUUCUGUUGCACCUGCUUCUUUCCUGGGUUCCACACUGCUCAGCAAUAUUUUAGAAAUGGGUACAAUCAGCUUUUAAGUCUAAGUAGUGGGAUGUUAUAACUCACAACUUAGAUCUCUUUUAACGUGUAAGCCAUAUUCUAUAUGCAUAUUAGGUAUGCAUCACUAAUUUAAGAUAUAUUUAUGCAUAGACUGAGUAUCAAAUGCUUUUAAAUGUUCUGUGAAUAAGAUCCUUAGCUUUUGUUUCACCUAAAUCUUGUGUAGGACACAGCUAAAUAAUUGAAUUGUAUCAUAGACAUUAUAAUGCAAUUGAUAUUUUAAAUGUAAGCAUUAAAGAUUGCUCUAUAAUGAUGUAUUGGGGGAAAAUUUAUAGAUAUGUAUGUCAUGGUGACUUUUUGUCCCUUAAAAAUGGACUUUUUAUUUCUAUUUAUGGAGAAACUAUAACUACUGCUUUUAAUGUCUUUUUUAAGUAAGUAUUUACCAGCUAGAAAAUAUUCUGCAUUUAAAAUAGAAUCUGACUCUCUGGGAAGUCUAAUUACUGUUGCUCCUAUUUGAGCCGGGUGUCUACGUAAAGCUGUAGAAUCGCAUAAGGGAGAAGUAAUUGAAACACUACUUCUCAAUUAUCAUAGGAAAUAUCCACUUUGUUCCUAUUAAUACUUUAAGAUCUAUAGACUUUGUUAUUAAAAAAAUAGAGGACUAUAAGGAAUUCAUCAGUUUCUGUAUAUGGGCUUUAACCCAAUUUUCCAGGUUAUAUAACUUAUAAAGCACUGUGACUGAACUUCCAGAGGGCGUGGCAAUACUUGCUCCAUUUCUUCAGAAGAGUUGUGGUGCGGUUGACACAUUUUUCUUUUCCUAAUCUUCUUGCUCUCUCCCUUUUUCCUUCCUUCCCCUCCCCUCUCUACUUCUCUCCUUUUUAUCUUCCUUAUUCCUUCCUCCCUCUGUCUCUAAGAGAGCUACUAGUUAGAGCUGGUGAGCAGGAAGUCAGAGUGGAGGUUUCCAGUGCCCAACCCUUCUGCAAACAUCACUGUCGAGUCCAUCCUGAAGAGAGGGAUUGAUGAGUUAGGCUGCUGCCCCUUGAAUUUCUUGCUUUGCAUUUUUAUCCUCAGCUACCCCAACAUUUAUCUAACCAUUUCAUAUGCCUGUUCAUUUAACCAGUACCUCUUUUAUUUAAUUUUUAACAUGACAAGCUAUAAUUCUUGUGUUUUUAUUCUGCUGUAACUCUCUGUAUUUCCUAUUAUAUGUGAUUAUUAAAUAAAUCAUCCUUGAGGGAAAAGAUUGUGAAACA